Messenger RNA from Adineta ricciae, 408 nucleotides. Lineage: Eukaryota; Metazoa; Rotifera; Eurotatoria; Adinetida; Adinetidae. The record is from the annotation of a GenBank genome assembly.
AUGGAAACUGAAAUGACAACCUCCAAUGACACUAUUUUCUACACAACCACUGAAUUCGAUAUAUCGACAACGAUAGAAGUUGAAAAUACUUCGAUAAGUACAUUUCCUGUUAGCAGUACGUUGAUACCAUCAAGAUCUUUAUCAAAUGGUGCUAUUGCUGGUAUAGUAAUUGGCAGUAUAGCAGGAGUUGUUCUAUUGGUCUUACUCGUCUAUUUUAUUAUCAAGUAUCGAUCGCAUUUGCUGGAUAAACUAAAGACCCCACCACGAAGCAAUGGACGAUCUCCGCGAUAUAAACCUGAAACUUCACCGCAAGAUCGAAUUUUGUCUCCACCAGGUGAAUACUUAUCACUUGCCACUUCCACAUCAACACGAUCGUCGCCAAAACCACCUCCCCGAAGAAAAAACUAA